AGUGAAGAGUGAGAUGCUAAUUCCAAUUUCCAACUGAAACAAAACAGGAGUUUGAGAGAAUUCCAAAGUGAAGAAGGCGAUGGUGGUGGUGCUGGUGGUCUUCAUUUCUUUGUUUCUCCUUCUUUUCCUCUUUCUAUCAAUCAAAUUUGCCACAGCUGAUGGGGAUUUUACUUUGAUGUCCAAACGCUCUGUAAAGCGCGACCAAAUUGAAGAUAAAGUUGUUUGGAUAACUGGUGCUAGCCGUGGAAUUGGGGAGGUUCUUGCUAAGCAACUUGCAAAUUUGGGGGCUAAGCUCAUUAUUUCUGCACGUAAUGAAGCUGAAUUGGAGCGAGUCAAGAAACAACUGACUGGUAAACAUGCACCUGAUGGCGUAAAGGUUUUGCCAUUGGAUUUGGCAUCUGGUGAAGAUUGUCUCAGGGAUGCUGUAGAGAAAGCAGAGUCAUUCUUUCUUAAUGCUGGUGUUGAUUUUAUGAUCCACAAUGCAGCUAUCGAGCGUCCUAAAACUACAGCUUUGGAUGUUACUGAGGAGAGUCUGAAGUCAACAUUCAAUGUCAAUGUUCUUGGGACAAUAACGCUUACACGGUUACUAGCACCUUACAUGCUGAGGCGGGGGAAGGGACAUUUUGUCGUGAUGAGCAGUGCUGCAGGAAAGACGCCUGCACCAGGUCAGGCCGUAUACUCUGCCUCUAAACAUGCGUUAAAUGGGUACUUUCACACAUUGCGCUCCGAGCUCUAUCAGAAAGGAAUCAGGGUGACCAUUGUUUGUCCUGGGCCAAUAGAAACAUCAACUGGUUCUGGAGCAGCAAGCUCAGAAAAUAAAGCUUCUUCUGAGAAGCGUGUGUCAUCAGAAAGGUGUGCAGAGUUGACGAUAGUUGCUGCCACCCAUUGUCUGAAGGAAGUUUGGAUAUCGUACCAGCCUGUGCUGACUGUAAUGUACUUGGUGCAAUACGUGCCAACUGUUGGUUAUUGGCUCAUGGACAAGAUUGGUGGGAAUCGAGUCGAAGCAGCUGCACGGAAGGGCAACACCUACUCAAUUAGCUUACUGUUUGGGAAAAAGAAGGCAUCAUGAAUCUUUUGACUUGAAGCUCUAUCUUUCAUUGCGUUAACAAUCAGGAAGAAUGAUUGUAUGCGACUUAUAGUAUUUACAUAUCCAAUUAUAAGGUUUAGUUGACAAACUUUCCUGAA
Molecule: messenger RNA, 1185 nt
Organism: Prunus dulcis (almond)
Lineage: Eukaryota; Viridiplantae; Streptophyta; Magnoliopsida; Rosales; Rosaceae
Product: dehydrogenase/reductase SDR family member 7
Exons: 12
Coding region: 80-1069 (329 amino acids)
Cellular component (GO): membrane
Molecular function (GO): oxidoreductase activity
Source: RefSeq, a predicted model, not a curated record